AUGAAUAACCAGUGUAUCUUAUUGUUAGUUGUCCUUAUGUUGGCGCUUGUUGGUGGCAGGUACCGGGAGUCGCGUUCUGGCGCGCGGCCAUCUCCGGCGGCGGGCGUGGGCAAGCGUGGCGCGCGCGUGCGCCUCGGGCGGCUGUCACCUGCGCGCUGCGACCGCACGGCGCGCGCACCGCCGCCGCCCGCCGCCGCGCUCCCCGGGGGCGGCGGCGGGCGGGGGGCGGGCGGGCGGAGCGGGGGGGCGGCCGGCGCGCGCGCCCACCACCGCGCCCCCCGCGCGCCGCCGCCCCCGCCGCCGGGCGCCGCCGCCGCCGCCGCGUGGAAGUGGGGCGGCUGCUCGCACAACAUGGACUACGGCCUCAAGUUCUCUAAGAUGUUCCUGGACUCGAGGGAGCGCGCCGGCGAUAUGCAGGCGCGCGUCAACCUCCACAACAACCAAGCCGGCCGCUUGGCGGUGGCGAGCAACGUGCAGCCGCGCUGCAAGUGCCACGGCGUGUCGGGCAGCUGCGAGCUGAAGACGUGCUGGGAGGCGGCGCCGCCGUUCCGCGCGGUGGGCGCGGCGCUCAAGGAGCGCUUCCGGGCGGCGGUGCUGGUGGACCAGGGCAACCUGGGGCGGCCGGGCGCGCCGCUGCUGGCCGCGGCGCCCCCGGCGGGGCCGUCGCCCCACAUAGUUAUAGCAUAUGUUGUUAUUGUAGAACUAACAGGAUUAUAUAAAACAUUUUUGUCAAUUGCUUCAUUGGUGAACAAAUCUAAAUUGGUAACCACCUGGCGAUUAUUUCUUACGAGUGGGAAAGCCAUGAUGUCGAAUAUAUACCAGAUUAUUUGUCAAAUUUUAGGCAAUCUUUUGGUCAUAAGAUUCUGGCACAGUGAGGAGUUGAGUAAAGUACAUUGUCUCUCCCUUCUUAAAAUUAUCAGCUAUUUUCACCUUCUUCAAAGGAACCUGAUUGAUUUAUAUCGUCAUGGACAUAAUUACCCUCAUUAUUUUUGGUUUUUAAUGAAUUUGAGACAUAAAGAUGAUUGUCAAAUUAAUAAUCAUAGAGAAUCACAAUUACUUUUUUUUCUUAGUGCUUACUCUCGCAGGAAGCAUUACUUCGACUCUUACAUAUUAGCGAGGAACAUUGACAAGUUCAUCUGCCUUUCCCAUAUGUAUUUACCAACCUUCAUACCUGUGCUCAGAAAAUCAUGUUUUAUUGAAUUUUUUAAAAUAAGAUCAAAGAUUUUUUGUAAAAGGACGGCGGGGCGGCGCUGCCACCGCGGCAGCCGCGGCGCGGACGGCUGCGCGUCCAUGUGCUGCGGGCGCGGCUACGACGAGCGGCGCGAGCGGAGGGACGAGCGCUGCAACUGCCGCUUCCGCUGGUGCUGCAGCGUCACCUGCGACAACUGCACCAUCGAGGAGUGGGUCACCGUCUGCAAAGAGACGUCCGCAAAAAUGAAGAGAAGCUCCACGCGAAAGGGAAAUAAUGAUGAAGAAGAAGAAGAAGAACAAGAAGAAAGAAUAAAAUUAAUUAAUGCGUUUUGA
Gryllus bimaculatus (two-spotted cricket) is the source of this 1524-nucleotide messenger RNA. The record is from the annotation of a GenBank genome assembly. Lineage: Eukaryota; Metazoa; Arthropoda; Insecta; Orthoptera; Gryllidae.